CAGCUUCUUCUCGCGCGCGAGCUCGUGUGCGCGGUCGUUCAUGCCCUCCUCGAGCGCGGCGAUCUCCCUCGCAUUCCUGCGCGGGUCCUCCAGCAGCUGCCGGCGCUCCUGCUCCAUCGCAACGAAGUCCUUGUCGUCGUCCAGCGGAAGCUCGCGCAGGGGCACGCCCUCCGGCUUGGGUCAAGGAACUGCCGGUCCGCCAGCUUCUUCUCGCGCGCGAGCUCGUGUGCGCGGUCGUUCAUGCCCUCCUCGAGCGCGGCGAUCUCCCUCGCAUUCCUGCGCGGGUCCUCCAGCAGCUGCCGGCGCUCCUGCUCCAUCGCAACGAAGUCCUUGUCGUCGUCCAGCGGAAGCUCGCGCAGGGGCACGCCCUCCGGCUUGGGUCAAGGAACUGCCGGUCCGCCAGCUUCUUCUCGCGCGCGAGCUCGUGUGCGCGGUCGUUCAUGCCCUCCUCGAGCGCGGCGAUCUCCCUCGCAUUCCUGCGCGGGUCCUCCAGCAGCUGCCGGCGCUCCUGCUCCAUCGCAACGAAGU
Molecule: messenger RNA, 528 nt
Organism: Trypanosoma conorhini
Lineage: Eukaryota; Euglenozoa; Kinetoplastea; Trypanosomatida; Trypanosomatidae
Exons: 1
Source: RefSeq, a predicted model, not a curated record